AUGAUUCCAUCAACUUCUAUUGAUGAAGAAGCGAACAAUCCAACCAAGGUCCUUUUCAAUAACAACAAUAUCGAAUUUUCCGAAUUGAACGUGAAAACGGAAAACGAUAUAGUGUUGAGUGGACCGGAGUCUGGCAUCGCGUCUGGCGAAGAAGUUACCGAAACCGACUCCUCACCAGCCCAAAGUUCCAAGGAAGGCAGCCCUAUUACGCAUGUCAUUGCACCCCCGUCCAAUGUAAGCCUUCACGUUUCCUCCUGGGAUUUAUUAUACUGAGA
Strongylus vulgaris is the source of this 275-nucleotide messenger RNA. The record is from the annotation of a GenBank genome assembly. NCBI's taxonomy places the organism in Eukaryota, Metazoa, Nematoda, Chromadorea, Rhabditida, Strongylidae.